Molecule: messenger RNA, 605 nt
Organism: Ambispora leptoticha
Lineage: Eukaryota; Fungi; Glomeromycota; Glomeromycetes; Archaeosporales; Ambisporaceae
Source: the annotation of a GenBank genome assembly
UGAAUGGUAAUUUAAUUUAUUUGGAAACGUGGGUUCCGGAACAAAAAAGAAAAAUUGACCUCCACCAGCAAGUUUUAGCCGAAAUCAAGGCACGUUUAGGUGUAUUAGAGAAAACGGGAGAAUACCAUAACUGCGGAAUUAAAAAAUGUUGUGCGGAACAUGACAAAAAUGAAAAUCGCCACCACGAAAAUAAUGAGUUAAUUAAAGCAAACCAAAACUUGAUGGUUGGCUCUGAUUUCAGCAGUGCCCCAAAUAGUAAACAAAUCAACCAGGAAGAAAAAAAACAAAUCAGAGAAUAUUUUGAAACUAAAAAAAUCUUUUCUAUCACUUUGGAUGAGGAUAAAUUAGUAAUCGUUUAUAACGAUAAAAGUCAAGAAAUUGUGGAAGUUAACAAUUCUCAAUUAAGACAAAUAAAGAAAAUAGUAGAAAAACAGCCUAACCAGCGGCUUUCUUUCUCUGAAUUACAGGACAAGACCGUUAAUUCUUCUCCUGAUAAUAGCAAACUUUACCAGGGACUAGCAAUUGGCAUUCUAAGCGGAAUUAUUUUGGUGACCCUAGCCUUAAUUUUCGCAAGUAGAAAAAAACCUUCUUCCAAGAAAAGUUAA